CAAUUCCUCAUUGAAACAGUGACGUUCGAAGAAUUUCUUUAAAAGAAAUUAUGUCUACUGUUGAAUUAAUUAAGUUAAGCAUGAAAAUUGUUGUUUGAAUAGACAUUUCAAUAUUUUGUUGUUAUUUCAUUAAAUCAGACAGGCCGCGCUAGCGUCCUAUCUAAAUACAUUAUAAUGAAUAAGUACAAACUAAUACAUAUGCAUUUCGCUAUGAAUGCGUUUCAUGUUAUGUGUUUUGAUUUCAUUUAAUUUUGGAAAUUGAAAAAAAAAAUAUUUCUCGACAAAAUAUAUUUUAAAACAUCAUUGCAAUAAAAAAAAACUUCCAGAGUAAGAAUGAAUAUAUUGAUAUUGAGUAAGAAAAUUCGGUGAAAUCGGUGAAAUACUUGAAUCAAACAUAAACGUUUGAAAAACGUAAGACGCGCGCCAAAGCAUAAGUGAUGUCAAAGUGUAUACAAAGAGUGAAGCAAUAGUGCGUUUAAUGCUAUAUGCUAUAGUGUCUCUGUUGAUGUUGAUCGCUGACGUUUAUAGUGGUAGAAAUCAGAGAUAAUAAAAGUAAAAAGUUGAAAAAAACAAAGUCAUUCUCAAUUUUUCAAUUUUCUUAUUUUAUUCUCCUUCAAUUUGUUCGACGUUCACAUGAUGCUUCAUUUGUAGUUUGGUGAACAAAGUGCAAUAAAAAAUUGACGAUUUUGGUUUACUGGUCCGUAUUCACCAGAUGUAGGCAUGUUUGUUAAUUCAACAAUUAAUAUUCUCUCGGUCAAGGUCGAAAAUACCGUUAUGCCGUCUGAACGAACAAAGACGCGCGCACAGUCGGUAGCCACGUAGAUAUGUUACAGAUUAGCUUAAUUUCAAGUCAUCAAUGUUCACAUCGGCAGUGGUGAAUACAACAUUAGUAUCAAUGUAUUUCCCGAUCCUGAAUCAAAUGGAAAAUUAAUUUAAAAAAAAUAUAUAAAAAGUUGCAAAUAACUUGAACAAUAAAAAACAUUGAUUAAUUGAGUCCUCAUGCGAUACCAAUUUUUACUAUUGCCACUGUCCUCUCGCAUUGGAUCAAUGGCAUAUCUCAAAUCAAUUUUUCGAGUCGGCGGUUUUGAUUACAACAACAACAGGCAAUUUUUCACGAACCAAGGCCAAUCGCAAUUCUAAAAACACAGUUUCGUUUCUUACAUCUUGAAGAUUGAAUUUUCGGUUUUUUAUGACGAUUUUCGUUCAUUCCUUGAAGAUUAUGUCCCCUGAAUAAUUUCAAAAUCGAAGAGAUAAAAAAAAUAUUGAGCGUUAUCGACUUAAUUUGUUUUUAUUAUAACAACCCCCCGUCCUACUAGAUAUGUGAGACGUAGCCAACCUAUGUCUGAUCAAAACACUGAUUUAUAAAAGGAAAACUGAACUUUGAGUUUAUCUCUAAAGUGUGAAAAUAGCACACAAUAUAUUUAGAAAAAGCGAAAUAAAUCACAGACACUGUCAGACUUCAAUCAAUUUAUGAUCCACGAGCCAUCAUGUGUUGAUAAGAAAAUUUAAAGAAUCCCUUUACAGGUGAUGAUGCAAGUAAUUCUACUUUAUCGAGAGAACAUUUCAACCAUAAACACAAUUCGAACAGAGAGAUUUCAUGAAUAUGUUAUGUGUUGUCUACUUCGUGCUAUCAGUUUGCUUGUGUCAAAUGAAAUUUAUCACAUCGUUAAAUUAUUACAUAGUUGACGUUAUAAGUGGCGAUAAGGAUUCAAUUCAAAACCAUAGAUUAGACAUUUCGUCACGAUGACUUGACGGAAUUCAAUUUUUAUUUAUUUGAUUACAACGCAAUUUUUCGAUUCAUUCAGUUGUAGUAGUAGUGGUGUUUGUUUGAAUGGUUUUUAUCAUUUUAGCGUGUAAAAUAUAAACAUUGAUAAGGGGGCAAUGGAAAGGUUUGUUGGCUUAAAAAAUGGCUUUUUUAACAUCUCCUUUUGAUUAAUUAUUUAUCUGCUUUUAAUAAUUUUAUUUAAUGCUCAAAGCCAAUGUAUUAAUGACAAGCACUGAGAAGAAAAAGAAAAAGAAUAAGAAGAAAAAGAGGGCUGAACAGGUUUCGGUGCAUGUAGCAGCCCUCUAUCUUGAGUUGAUCAAUCGUAUCCUCUGUACUCAAGCAAAUCAGUCCAUAUUUGGAAUUCAAGGACCGAGUAACUCUACUUCAGAACCCAUUAAAACUAGCGUUUCAUUUUAGUUCCUGUGAAUGAUGGCACUUUUUUCGCUAGCUAAAAAUUACAUUCCUAGCGUUCGAAAAAGAAUUGAUCGAGCGAAAUUAGCCGUUUAAUAUGUUUUUGGAUCACAUUUCGAUCAAAGGGAUGGGGUGAUGAAUGAAUAUGACUUUUUCAAAUGGUAAAACAUAGUCUAUAUUGUUGUGUAAUUUGUAUGAUGUAUAAUGGAAUAACUGUUUGGAAUGAUAAUUGAGUGAAUGAGACAAUGUGAAUGUGUACGAAUGUGUGAGUGAAUGUGCCCUUCCGGCAUUUUGCUCCGCCAUGACAGCAUUUUGGUUCACCAUUAGAUAGUUAGUUCCGGCAUUUUGGUCGGCCAUCAUAGAGCCUUUGUAUUGAGUAGCUCUUUGACGUUGAUUCAUUCUUUGGGAAACCAUAGACGUGAGAACAUUGUUUCAAUAAAAGAAAAUUAUUUUCGUAAAAUACCGGCGUCUUUAAUUAUUUAAUUCAUAUAUAAAAAUAUAUUGAAUAUCCGAUUAUUAAUUCGAAUCAUAAAAAAACUUAUUUGUUGCCCACUCCCAUUAUUUGACAAUAUUUCCAGUGCACUGUAAUCAUUACUCAGUAAAUAUCAAAGUUUGUGCUGAAUCAUAUUAGACGUUUUCAUCACCCUAUCGAAUCAACCGUGUUAUCACUUCAACGCGUCGCUGAGAUUACACAAACUCAUGUUCAAGUUUCCCUAAGCCCAGUAUAAAUACUCGUGUUAAACAAAGCACAAAGUAGUCAGUUACUAUUUCAUUUUGCACUAAUUGUGUUUUGAAAAAAAAAACGAUUGAAUUUUAUUUCAAAAAAUGAUUGCGUUUUACUUGUUUAUUGUUGUGUUGAGUGUUUUAUACUUGUGGGUGAAGCGUGUGUACAGUUACUGGGAACGAAAGAAUUUCCCAAACAUAAAACCGUCGAUUCCGUUUGGGAAUCUGUCGGGUUCAUGGCAUGGGCGAAAAUCACUUGGCAAGGAGCUAUACGAUCUGCAUCGUAGCUCAAAGAAGCCCAUUGAAGGUGUUUACUUUCUAUUUCGACCCGCUUUAAUCGUACGCGAUGCAAGUCUUGUCCAGAAUAUUUUAAAGACAGAUUUUACAAGCUUUUAUGAUCGCGGAUUCUAUCAUAAUCCAAAUGAUCAAGUUGCCGACAAUUUGUUCGUGAAAGAAGGACAAGAUUGGAAAUCAUUGCGAGCUAAGCUGACACCAACUUUUACAUCUGGUAAACUCAAGGCCAUGAUACCAACAAUCAUUCAAAUCGCCGACAAUCUUCGACGAAAACUAGCCCCAUUGGCCGAUAACAAUGACAUUAUCGAUAUCAAGGAUUUUACAGUUAGAUAUGGGAUGGAUGUGAUUGGAACGGUGGGCUUUGGCUUAGAUGUGAAUUCGAUCGAUGAUCCAAAUCAUUCGUUCCGUGAAAUUGAAAAUCAAGUGAGCAAUGGGUAUUUCUCCAAUCGCGUACGGCUGAUUGGAGCUUUCUUCUGUCCAAAACUUCUCGAAAUCCUUCGAAUGUCGUCGAUGUCGCAGAAAUUCCAGGACUACAUGGUUGGAAUUGUGAAAGAUACAAUGGAA
Sitodiplosis mosellana (orange wheat blossom midge) is the source of this 3757-nucleotide messenger RNA. Its product is annotated as probable cytochrome P450 6d5. Gene Ontology annotation, molecular function: iron ion binding; oxidoreductase activity, acting on paired donors, with incorporation or reduction of molecular oxygen; monooxygenase activity. The annotation marks the transcript as partial. Lineage: Eukaryota; Metazoa; Arthropoda; Insecta; Diptera; Cecidomyiidae. The record is from RefSeq and is a predicted model, not a curated record. The transcript is spliced from 4 exons.